Aspergillus chevalieri is the source of this 786-nucleotide messenger RNA. It is a transcript of the gene NSA2, whose product is annotated as rRNA-processing protein NSA2. The record is from RefSeq and is a predicted model, not a curated record. The transcript is spliced from 5 exons. Lineage: Eukaryota; Fungi; Ascomycota; Eurotiomycetes; Eurotiales; Aspergillaceae. Gene Ontology annotation, cellular component: preribosome, large subunit precursor; nucleolus. Gene Ontology annotation, biological process: maturation of LSU-rRNA; maturation of 5.8S rRNA. Bases 1 to 786 code for a protein of 261 amino acids.
AUGCCUCAGAACGAGUAUAUCGAGCGCUGGCAAAAGCAGCACGGCAAGCGCCUCGACCACGAGGAGCGAACCCGCAAGCGCCAAGCCCGUGAACACCACCAACAAUCCAAAGAUGCUCAGAACCUGCGCGGUCUGAGAGCCAAGCUCUACCAGCAGAAGCGCCAUGCCGAGAAGAUCCAGAUGAAGAAGCGCAUCAAGGCGCAGGAGGAGAAGAACGUCAAGUCCUCUGCCCCCGAAGAGCCCUCCAAGACACCCUUGCCGCAAUAUCUGUUGGACCGUUCCCAGGCUACCAAUGCGAAGGCCUUGUCGAGUGCUAUUAAGGAUAAGCGGAAUGAGAAGGCGGCUAAGUUUGCGGUGCCGUUGCCCAAAGUUAAGGGUAUUAGUGAGGAGGAAAUGUUCAAGGUCGUGAACACUGGUAAGAAGACGGCUAAGAAGUCUUGGAAGAGGAUGAUUACCAAGCCUACCUUUGUGGGCGGUGAUUUCACUCGGAGACCGGUCAAGUAUGAACGGUUUAUUCGGCCUAUGGGUUUGCGUUACAAGAAGGCCAACGUCACUCACCCCGAAAUGGCCGUCACCGUGCAAUUGCCCAUCCUCUCGGUCAAGAAGAACCCUCAGAACCCCCUGUACACACAACUCGGUGUCCUGACCAAGGGAACAAUUCUCGAGGUCAACGUUUCCGAGUUGGGUAUGGUCACCACCAACGGCAAGGUCGUCUGGGGUAAAUGGGCCCAGGUUACUAACAACCCGGAGAACGACGGUUGUGUCAACGCUGUCCUCCUCGUUUAA